Seminavis robusta is the source of this 2069-nucleotide messenger RNA. The record is from the annotation of a GenBank genome assembly. NCBI's taxonomy places the organism in Eukaryota, Bacillariophyta, Bacillariophyceae, Naviculales, Naviculaceae.
AUCGCGACAAGAUGCGUUUGAAAAUCCAGCAAAAAUCUUUUGGACGUGUCUCCCGGCAGCAGCCGGAGGGAGGGCAAAGAAGAUAACAAGCAGGAAAGACCAUUCCGAUUGAUUGAGGCAGCUUGAUCAAGGGGGCAACCAAACAUAGCUACUUGUAGUACUAGCUAGCCUGGCCUGUCAGCAAAAGACUAUAGCAAGCACGAUACAGAACCGUUCAAGACACCGCUGGGUAUUAUUAUCUAUCUGGCACCAAGGGUAUCAUUAUUUCCAACUUUCACCAGGUCCUUGAGAUCCCAUAAACGCCCUAAUACUGCAACAAAGUAACUAACCUACAACAAACAAACAAGUUAUCAUUCAACUCUGCGAAGCGCUUUAAAGCAAGAUGGCAGAACCUGUGGUGGUCCAAGGCCAAGAAGUGAACUAUGGCAGUGCUACCAAUGUCCAGCACCAUGAGCAACAGGCAAAAUGUCAAGAUCCCCUAUUUGCUCCACUCUUUUACAUUGACAUCAUUGCGAUUGUAGCAGUGGCCAUCCUCCGCGGCGAAGGUGCCUUGAACAGUCAAUACUUUUCUGAAGAAUAUCAAGGAUACUAUUAUUCUGCCCUUCUUGGUGGUGUGGUGGGGUUGAUCCUGUCCGGCCUCGGACUCCAAGUCAUGAUGUGUAUUCCGGAAACCCUCAUCAAGGCAUCACUCAUUUUCACUGUGAUCAUGUCGGCAUUCGUGAUGGUUGUGGCAUUCCUGAAUUCGAAUUGGUUUGCAGCCAUAUUGGGAGUUCUAUUCUUCCUGUUGACCUGCUGUUACGCGUAUUGCGUAUGGUCGAGAAUCCCAUUUGCGACCAUCAAUCUCGUCACAGCCAUUACAGCUGUCAAGGCCAACUGCGGAAUCACGGUUGCUGCUUAUAUCUUUACCAUCAUUGCUUGUUUCUGGUCCUUUAUCUGGGCCAUUGCCAUGCUGGGAGUUUUCGAUUCUGCCUACACGUGUACUAACUACGAAACUAGAACCGGUUGUACUGUUUCAGGUUCAGGGUAUGGAUAUCUGUUUCUCCUGUUCUUGGCAUACUUCUUCGGUCAUCAAGUCUUUCAGAACACAAUCCACGUUACCAUUGCUGGUGUGGUUGCUACUUGGUGGAUUGCGCCAGAUGAAGCCAGUUCUUGUUGUUCCUCGGCCAUCUGGGAUAGCUUGAAGCGAUCCUUGACCACCAGUUUUGGUUCGAUUUGUUUUGGGUCGCUAUUGGUGGCCAUUAUCCAAGCCUUGCGAGCGUUGGCCAAUACCGCCCGGUCUCAGGAUGAUGGAAUACUCCUUUGUCUCGCUGAGUGCAUUCUGGCUUGUAUCCAAGGUUUGAUUGAAUACUUCAACAAGUGGGCAUUCAUCUAUGUUGGCGUUUAUGGCAUGGGCUACUGUGAAUCUGGAUCCAACGUGAUGCAGUUGUUCGCCAACCGUGGUUGGGAAUCGAUUAUUGCCGAUGAUUUAGUUGGAAACACGCUGUUUCUGGUCAGUCUCGUGGUUGGUGGUCUGACGGGAGCUUUGGGUAUCCUAAUAGAGUGGUUGGCUGGUUGGAUCGACGAAGAUAAUCCGGGAGAUUCGAAAUUGAUGGCGUUUGGUUUGGGCUUUAUCAUUGGUGUGGUAUUGUGCAGUAUCCUGAUGAGUGUCAUUGCCAGUUCUGUGAAUGCUGUCUUGGUGCUGUUUGCCGAAAAGCCUGCUGAGUUUCAACAAAACCACCCUGACUUAUCGGCAAGGAUGAGGCAAAUUUGGUCGGAAAUCUACCCCGGAAGUGUUUAGGGCCGUACCGUCCCCCCACUACCGUACUUUUGGGCAGCUGCCUUCCGGCAACACAAUGUUUCUUUUUGCAACCAAACAACCACUCCUGGGUAGGUAAAAGCGGGAUAACCUACUGCAGGGUGGAAAUGUAUGUUUUGGACGUGUAUCCAUGGAAUAAACGAUUGACAACAACCUGUGAUUUUACAGACAAGAAGGUUCCACGCGACAAUCAACGAAGCUCCAGUCUCCUUCUUCAAACCCUUAUUUAAAUACUAGUCGUAAUCUUCUUCGUCUAGUGUAAUUUUGUCUUCUG